Molecule: messenger RNA, 1622 nt
Organism: Boleophthalmus pectinirostris (great blue-spotted mudskipper)
Lineage: Eukaryota; Metazoa; Chordata; Actinopteri; Gobiiformes; Gobiidae
Exons: 3
Coding region: 199-882 (227 amino acids)
Molecular function (GO): protein binding
Source: RefSeq, a predicted model, not a curated record
GAGGCAUAACAAACACUACACCGACUACUGCACAGCCUUUUACCGCGCCACCCCUUCUAAAGCUUUAUAAUCCACGGCCUGUGGAGUCUGGCGCACAGGGGCCGCAUAGACACAGGACACAUCACAUGCUUGAUUGGUUAUACGUCGUUGCUUUGUGUUUUUAAAUUUUGAUACGUGAACGAAGAGGACAUUGUCAUAAUGGCACCAAAUGACACGAUGGACGCUGAGUCUCUGCAGAAAGAAGGCCCUCGCCGCGGCCGGUGUCUGGACUGCUGCCUGGUUAUCUCGGUCAUAGUUUUGUUCACUGGAAUGGCGACUCUUGCAGUCCUAGGGGUCCUAGUGGUUCAAGAUCUGGAACAUAAGCUCAUGCCAUCCUCACUCCCGGAGUUCAUGAUGGAAAAGGUCACAGGAGACGCCCCUGACAAUAUCAUUAAGAUGAAGAAUUUUGCUUAUCUGGAAGCAACGUUAAGUGAGCUGAAAAAUCAUACUAUGCCUUUGGAGUAUGUCUCAUUUCUGUCUAGGACAUCUGUGGGAAGUAACUUUGAGUUCCACCCUGUACACCACUCCCUGACAGUCAAGCAGGACGGUAUCUACUUCAUGUACGUGGAGCUGAAUGUCACAUGUCUUUAUCGCUGCCGACCGGGUCUCUUCACGGUCCAGGUGUCCGACAAACUGAGCUGCGAAGUGAAGCUCCCAAACUCCUCGGACUCCCACAAUGUACAGAAGAAAUGCUGGACGGUGAAGCCUGUGAGCAAGGACACGCACCUGCUAACCGACAUGUUCCUCCCCCAUGGGCCACUCCACCACUGGAAACUGGAGCUCAGAGGCUCCGGCGUUGGUUUGUUUCUGGUGGAGAAAACACGACCAACCCAGACUGUGUAAUGACUGUGUAACUGGUGAAAGACAGUAUAGGGGCUACAGAAGCUCAUCUAAGUGUCUAAGUGGGUCAGAACUAUGUAAUUAUUAUGGGCUAUAUUUAUUGAGACUUAUGAUUGUAUUUAUUUAUUUAUUGUAUUUUAAGAUGUUAAAAAUAAUUACACUACAUUAGUGUUGUAACUUGUAUUAAGUGUUAAACACUGCAGUCUCCGCUUCCUCAAAAAAUAUUUUGUAAGACCUUAUGGGUCUAUUUAUUUUAUAUUUUAUAAAGGGUGUCUUGAUGACUAUUCUGCUGCUGUUUCUUGAAUAGUUUUUAAAUCAGUGGUGUCAGAAUGCGUCCUUGCCUUAUGUCAUGAAUUAUCAAUGGGAGUAUUAAAACAUUCACAUUAUACAAUUAAAGAAAGCUACAUGAAUAUCACUGCAAUUCUGUACAAUUUGUGAACAAUAUGAGAAAGUGACCAUGGCAAACCCUUGAAUGGAAAAGAAUAGUUGUCUGUAGUGGGAAAGUUCCCUGUCGAAGUAGCUCAUGCCGGGAACUAGAUCAGCAUAACUUCCUGUUUAUUUACUUUGUGGGUACACAAUAAAGAGCUGAUUUUUCAGUUAUCUAGAAAUAAACAAAACAUAUUGUUUUAGUGUAGAUUUGAUAUUUAAUGUAUGUAACAAAUGAUUUGACACUUAUAAGGAUCUUUAUUGCUCUUGAAAAUUUUGUGUUUUUUGACAUAUUGAAUAAAUGCUAAAAUACCUGA